This is a messenger RNA of Taeniopygia guttata (zebra finch), 1960 nucleotides long. NCBI's taxonomy places the organism in Eukaryota, Metazoa, Chordata, Aves, Passeriformes, Estrildidae. The record is from RefSeq and is a predicted model, not a curated record.
CGGGGGCUGCGAGCUGCCGGGAGGGGAGCGCCCCGAGCGUGGGGCCUUUGAACUUCGCAGGUGCCCGAGCUAGAUGUGGUCCCGCGGAAGGUGUCGGUAGGAUGUGGGCUGAAGGCUGUCGUCGCCGCCAGGAGGGCUCUUGUCGGGCUCCAGCAGCACCGUUGGAGGCCCGGGGAUGGAGGCAGGGCCCCCGCGGGGCAGGUGCAGUGGGGGGGCUGUCUCCCCCCGGGGACAUCCGGGUGGCAGCCCACUGUGGCGAAGCGUGUGACGCCAGAAGCGCAGGCGAGGCUCAUAUUUGGGCACGGAGCAGGUUAUUGGAGGCCGCGGCCCCGCAGCCGGGAGAUGAGGCGCCUGAUAAAGGCUGCCCCGGUGCUGCUGCCUGCGUUGGCUCGGGCGCAGGGCUGAGGGAGCUGCCCCGGCUGCGCCGGCUCGGGGCCGGUGCCGUGGGGCCGGUGCCGUGGGGCCGGUGGCCAUGGGGCCGGUGGCGGCGCUGGGGCUGCUGCUGUGCGUGCGGCUGUGUGCGGGUGAGUGGCGGCGGGCGGGAGCGGGGCCCGCGGCGGUGGCGGGCCCGGCUCAGCAGCCCCCGUGCCGCAGGCUCCGGGCAGCUGCGUCUGGUGGGCGGCGGCGGGCGCUGUGCCGGGCGCGUGGAGGUGGAGCACGGCGGUGAGUGGGGCUCCGUGUGCGUCUACGAUUUCGACUGGGAACCUCGCUGGGCCGCGGUGGUGUGCCGGCUGCUGGGCUGUGGCCGGGUGGCCAGGGCGUCCCCGUACGUCAGGUUUGGGCAGGGCACCGGGCGGAUCUGGAUGCAGCCCUUCUGCCGAGGAGGUGAGAGUGCGCUGGAGGAGUGUCUGCACUUUGGAUGGGGACUGCACUUCUGCGGCCACGAGCGGGAUGUGGGGGUGACCUGCACAGAUGCCGUGGAGCUGAGGCUGGUGGGCGGCAGCAGUCCCUGUGCCGGGAGGGUGGAGGUGAAGCUGCAGGGACAGUGGGGCUCGGUGGGAGACGACGUCUGGGACAUGGAGGACGCCGAGGUGGUUUGCCGGCAGCUGGGCUGUGGCUCGGCUUCUGGUGCCUACUCUGCCCAUGACACGUUCGGUGAAGGGAAUGGGCUCAUCAGCCUGGCCAGGGUGGACUGCGGUGGGUACGAGGCCAUGCUCUGGGACUGUGAGAUCCGUAACUGGGGACCCUAUAAAUUCUUCAACCAUUACUGGGACACAGCUGUUGUCUGCCAAGGAUUAUCCCGGCUAGUCGGAGGUGAUGGAGCCUGUGCCGGGCGUCUGGAGGUGCGUCGGGGCCGGGCCUGGGUCGGUGUCUGUGAGGAUCAGGUGGACAUGAAGGCGGCCCAGGUGGUGUGCAGGGAGCUGGGCUGCGGUGAGGCGCUCGCCAUCCCUGGCAGCGCUCGAUUUGGGAGAGGAUCAGGGUCAUUCUGGGACGGUGGCUUCCAGUGCAAUGGCACCGAGUCCCUGCUCAGUGCGUGUGCCCGGCGUCUGCCCCACAGCCAGGCCUGCGCCGGCCCUGCCAGCGUCAUCUGCUCCGCCUACACGGGCUUCCGGCUGGGGAACAGCAGCUCGGGAUGCUCCGGGCGAGUGGAGGUGGCAGUGAGGGGGACGUGGGGAUCCGUGUGCGCCAGCGAGUGGGACCUGGCCGAUGCGCACGUCCUGUGCCGCCACCUGGGCUGCGGCCGCGCCUCCAGCGUGCCCCCGGGAGGCUCCUUCGGCAGCGGGGAGGGGACACUGCGGCCGGACGCCUUCGGCUGCCACGGGAGCGAGCGGCACCCGGGCGAGUGCCCCGUGGCCGUGCUGGGGAAGCCGCCCUGUGUGCCCGGAAACGCCGCCGCCGUCAACUGCUCAGGUGUGCAAGGCGGCUCUGCGAGGAGCCUUAAGGGCUUUUGGGAGCCUGCUAAGAAUUGGCAGCAGUGGAUGCAGGGAACUUUUGCGAUGAAGGACUGAGUCUGACCAUU